GAACCCUUGUACGCUUUCAGUUUCGCUUUACGGCGGAGCACGGUAGAGAAUUUUCGGAGAAGUGGGAUUAGGAAGCCUGCUAAAGCAGAGUUCAACCUUUAGCAAUGGCGGUCAGGAGAGUCAAACCCGUCAAAACAGAAGAAGAUACGAAGAACAACAAAACUAAAGGCGACGUAUUCGCCUCUUGCUCUUUCUCCAGUCUCGGCCUUCACACUAACUUAUGUGACCAGCUUCGAGAACGGUUGGGCUUCGAAGCUCCCACCCAAGUGCAGGCUCAAGCCAUUCCCGUUAUUCUUUCCGGCCGUCAUGUACUUGUUAAUGCUUCUACGGGCACUGGAAAAACAAUUGCAUACUUGGCUCCUGUUAUCCAUCACUUGCAGAAUUACAAUCCUCGAAUUCAGCGGUCUGAUGGAACUUUUGCGUUGGUUCUUGUACCAACGCGCGAGCUAUGCCUGCAGGUGCACGAAAUUCUGCAGAAGUUACUGCAUCGAUUUCAUUGGAUCGUUCCUGGUUAUGUAAUGGGUGGUGAAAACAGGUCAAAAGAGAAAUCGAGGCUGCGGAAAGGCAUAUCCAUUCUUGUUGCAACUCCUGGACGACUCUUAGAUCAUCUAAAGAAUACAUCAUCAUUCAUGCGCUCAAAGUUGCGCUGGAUUAUAUUUGAUGAAGCAGACAGGAUUUUGGAACUUGGUUUUGGAAAAGAAAUAGCAGAAAUACUAGACAUACUGGACUCAAGGAAAGACAAAACAGUCUCAACUGUAUCUGAAUUUGAGAGGCAGAAUUUGCUUUUAUCAGCUACCUUAAAUGACAAAGUCAAUAAUCUGGCUAAAAUGAGCUUAGAAAAUCCUGUUAUGAUUGGUCUUGAUGAUAAAAGGAUACAGUCUACUUCAUUACCAGAACAUUUAGUAUUUGACAUGGAUGCCUCGGAACACCCACUUAAAAUAACAGGUCCUGUUGCAGAUUAUAACCUCCCAUCUCAACUAAAUCAAAAAUAUGUCAAAGCACCAUGUAAUUCACGGCUUGCUGUACUUCUUUCCAUUCUCAAGCAUCUUUUUGAAAGAGCAACAUCUCAAAAGAUUGUGGUAUUCUUUUCAACAUGUGAUGCUGUAGAUUUUCACUACACAUUGUUGAGUGAGUUCCAAUUCUCACGCCCAGAAGCAGAACUCAAACAGAAGUUUCUCACAUGUAAUACCUUGCGGCUGCAUGGGAACAUGAAGCAGGAGGAUCGAACAGCCACGUUUCAGGCCUUCAAGACAGAUAAAUCUGCUCUUUUUUUGUGCACUGAUGUUGCUGCUAGAGGGUUAGAUUUUCCACAAGUCAAAUGUAUCAUACAGUAUGAUUCUCCUGGCGAUGCUACUGAAUAUGUACAUAGGGUAGGGAGAACUGCUCGGUUGGGUGAAAAGGGAGACUCAUUGUUGUUUUUACAGCCAGUUGAAAUGGAUUAUUUACAUCACUUGGAGAAACAUGGCGUGUCACUAUCAGAGUACCCUCUCUCGAAAGUGUUGGAUAGUUUCCCAAUUAACAAUGAGAAGCAUCGUGCCCGGAAUUUUAUAUCCGUAGACUUGCAUCCUUGGGUGGUAACUUUGCAAAAAGCACUUGAGGCAUUCUCAUCUCAGCCAAAUGUGAAGAUUCUGGCACAGAACGCAUUUUGCUCAUGGGUGCGUGCAUACACAGCCCACCGUGGCGAGUUAAAAAAAAUCUUUAUGGUGAAGAAGCUUCACCUGGGGCACGUUGCAAAAAGCUUUGCAUUGAGAGAACAGCCUUCAUUGGUUAACAAAUCAAUUCAGAGGCAAGCGAAGAGGAAGAGAGAUGAAAAGCAAAGGCGACAACCACCUAAGAAGAGGAAGGUUUCUAGGAAAGCUUAAUGGUGGAACAGCUGAACUGAUACCGUGAAAUGGCAAGCUCGAGAGAGACACAGAUGGUGGGCCAUUAUUCUCUUCCUCUAUACAUAUAUAGCAAUAUCUGCUGGCACACCUUCACCACUUGCCACUGUCUGAAGUGGUGGUGAUCAGAUAACCGUAUUUGUGGAGGCUGACAAAGAAUCACCUGCCUUGGAUUGUGGCCUUGUGCGUUGUUCCUCAGUGGACGAUCAGUAUUGCAUAUCUGAAAAGGGUAUAUUACUUUUUUCUCAAAGUUGACAAGCGUACGAGGAUUAUAGAGAAGUUUCUUUGCUAUACAAUUUUGUUUUAACCAAAUUUUGUUUGUUAAGUGAGUUUAAUGCUAUCUUCAUGUCAUUUGAGUUGAAGUUAAUUAGAAAUUCAAACCUUAACUUAAAGUUUCUAUAUACACUCCUAGUUUCUUCAACAUGUUCUGGAUUCAUUGUUUCCUAA
This is a messenger RNA of Humulus lupulus (European hop), 2327 nucleotides long. RefSeq names its product DEAD-box ATP-dependent RNA helicase 17. Gene Ontology annotation, cellular component: nucleus. NCBI's taxonomy places the organism in Eukaryota, Viridiplantae, Streptophyta, Magnoliopsida, Rosales, Cannabaceae. Gene Ontology annotation, molecular function: ATP binding; nucleic acid binding; RNA helicase activity. The coding region runs from base 105 to 1862 and encodes 585 amino acids. The transcript is spliced from 10 exons. Gene Ontology annotation, biological process: ribosome biogenesis. The record is from RefSeq and is a predicted model, not a curated record.